Trichoplusia ni (cabbage looper) is the source of this 2722-nucleotide messenger RNA. It is a transcript of the gene AhcyL1, whose product is annotated as S-adenosylhomocysteine hydrolase-like protein 1. Gene Ontology annotation, cellular component: cytosol. The record is from RefSeq and is a predicted model, not a curated record. The transcript is spliced from 10 exons. Gene Ontology annotation, biological process: L-methionine cycle. The coding region runs from base 1 to 1614 and encodes 537 amino acids. NCBI's taxonomy places the organism in Eukaryota, Metazoa, Arthropoda, Insecta, Lepidoptera, Noctuidae.
AUGUCGGACGGUCACGGUGAGCCGAAUCAGUUAAAUCAGAGAAAGGAGAGUGUUGCGGCGGCUAAUGUGCCGAGUGAUAGUCCUGUGACGGACCCGGGGCAGGUCCGUGGCGGGAAUACCGAGGCUGGUGCAGCAGGCAAGUUCGACGGCCAGCGCGGGAAAUCUGGCGCCUUGAAAAAGUCUGCAAGAUACAGAAGCAGAUCCCUAUCUGCCUCUUCGGCAGAUUCUUACAGUUCCACGUCUUAUACAGGGUCAUCAUCAGACGAGGACGAAGGCGUCCAGCCACACGAGAAGGCCAUCGCAGCCGGCACACCGAACCCAGCCUACUGCGUACGUAACGUUGAGCAGCAUGCGUUCGGCAGAAGAGAGAUUGAAAUCGCCGAGCAAGAGAUGCCGGGGAUAAUGGCGCUCAGAGCCAGGGCCAAGGAGGAUAAACCCUUGAAGGAGGCGAAGAUAGUAGGAUGUACACACAUCAACGCUCAAACGGCGGUGCUCAUUGAGACGUUAGCGGCGCUCGGAGCCACCGUUCGCUGGGCGGCCUGCAACAUAUACAGCACACAGAACGAAGUGGCCGCAGCUUUAGCACAUGCAGGCUACGCGAUCUUCGCCUGGCGCGGCGAGAGCGAGGAAGCGUUCUGGUGGUGUAUCGACCAGUGUUGCUCUCCCCACGCGGCCGCCUCCUGGCAGCCCAACAUGAUCCUGGACGACGGGGGCGACGCCACGCACCUCAUGCUCAAGAAACAUGCGGCCGCCUUCAAGCACAUCAAAGGUAUAGUUGAGGAGAGCGUGACGGGCGUCCACCGCCUGUACCAGCUGAGCAAGGCGGGCAAGCUGUGCGUGCCCGCCAUGAACGUCAACGACUCCGUCACCAAGACCAAGUUUGAUAAUCUGUAUUCUUGUCGGGAAAGUAUUAUCGACGCAUUGAAACGCAGUACGGACCUGAUGUUCGGCGGUAAGCAGGCCGUCGUCUGCGGCUACGGGGAGGUCGGCAAGGGAUGCUGCCAGGCGCUCAAGGCGUUGGGAUGUGUGGUAUAUGUAACAGAAAUAGAUCCAAUCUGCGCACUCCAAGCUGCGAUGGAUGGUUUCAGAGUCGUCAAACUAAACGAGGUGAUAAGACAAGUGGACAUAGUAAUAACAGCGACUGGCAACAAGGGUGUAGUGACACGCGAACACAUGGAGCGGAUGAAGAACGGCUGCGUCGUGUGCAACAUGGGACACAGCAACACCGAGGUGGACGUCCACGCGCUGCGGACUCCCGACCUGCUGUGGGAGAGGGUGCGCAGCCAGGUCGACCACAUAAUAUGGCCGAACGGUAAACGCAUAGUGUUACUAGCGGAGGGCCGCCUCGCCAACCUGUGUUGUUCAUCGCUGCCGUCGUUCGUGGUCUCUGUGACCGCGGCCACGCAGGCGUUAGCUCUCAUCGAGUUGUAUAACGCGCCUAACCAUCGGUAUAAGGCCGACGUGUAUCUUCUCCCGAAGAAGAUGGACGAGUACGUGGCGAGCCUGCACCUGCCCACGUUCGACGCGCACCUGACGGAGCUCACGGACGACCAGGCCAAGUACCUCGGCCUCAACAAGGUGGGGCCCUUCAAGCCCAACUACUACAGGUACUAGCACUGCUCACACACGCCUACCGCCGCGCGACCAGCGGAACUAUGACACAGUGUUGACGACAGGUGUGUCGCAAUUGUGAGUCGUCGCGUUAGUUGAAGUAUUGUUGGCAGACAGUUACUCAACAGUUGACAAAUAGUAGAGCAACUGUUGCCACGCAGUUGAGAAACGGUUGUCAUAUAGUUGCGCCACAUUUGCCACACAGUUUCGCCACAAACUAGGUGUAUUUCUACAUUGGCGCUUACAAUCAUAAGGCUAUUGUCGUGCAGCUAUAACGCAGCUAUUUUUCGAUCAUGACGCAAUUGCCACGCAGUCGUCACGCAGUUGCGACGCAGUUGUCUCACUAGCGUUUAGUUAUUAGAUAAAAUAUGUUUGCUUUGUGUAAAUUGUUUAGUUUAAUUUGUAUGAAUGGUGUGUGUAUCGAACGCAGUGCCCACGCUGUAACCGCGCAGUGAUUGUCAUUUUAACCGAUUUUGUAGUAGAGUGUUAUGUUAUAGUAUUAAUAAAAAAGUGAAAUUAGUACUUACUAUUAAUAAUGACACAAAAAAGUUGUACAAAUAUGUAUGUAUUGUAUUAUCAAAAAAAAAGCUUUGAUUUUGAUGUGAAAAUGUAUGGAAUCGCUUUAAGACAAAAUUUAAUCAAAAAUCAUUUAAUCUGUUCAUAUAUUCGAUUCGUUUUAGCAAAUAUCACAAUUAACCUUAUAUCAAAACAUAUUAAUUUGGGGCCACGCUUUGCAAGCAAAAAUCAAAUAAAAAUAUAUCUUAAUUAACUUUAAAAACCAAUUUAUUCCAUGAAAGAACACAUCAAAAUUGGCCUAAAGUAAUAUAAAAAUGUAUGUGUGAGAAAAUCAUUUUGUAGUAUGGCGGUGAGAUUUUUAACCGACGGUAUAAAAAAAGGUGGUUAUGAAUAUGAAAUCGUAGGAGUCCUAUAAUGUUAAGUCGCGGUGCCUAUAAGCAGAUUUAUAUUUUGAAUAAAUGUACAAUGUUUUACAAAAUACUUGAGCACUUUCAUAAUUAAAAUCAAAAGGAAUGUUGAUUAGCCAAAUAAAUAGAAAUCUUCUUUAUAACUGAAAAAAAUAUAUUGGACAUGUGUUUUUUUCAAAAUAGUAUCA